Dentiscutata heterogama is the source of this 254-nucleotide messenger RNA. The record is from the annotation of a GenBank genome assembly. NCBI's taxonomy places the organism in Eukaryota, Fungi, Glomeromycota, Glomeromycetes, Diversisporales, Gigasporaceae.
ACCUAAUAUUCAAUUAAAUGAAUAUAAAAAUCGACAAAAUAUCAACUCAUUUAGCGAAAUCACACCAUCAUCCCCGCUUUACAUACCAGAUGAACUAGCAGCUCUAAAUAAGUUUUAUGUACAAUCAAAUGAAAUCAAUGAAGGUCCAUCAAAUAAGCUAAAAAAUAAAAAUCAACAAAAUAUAAAUUCAUUUAGUGAAAUCACUCCGUCAUCCCCAAUUUAUUUCCCUGAUAAAUUUAUAGAUAUAAGACAAA